Chenopodium quinoa (quinoa) is the source of this 2713-nucleotide messenger RNA. RefSeq names its product probable galactinol--sucrose galactosyltransferase 2. The transcript is spliced from 15 exons. Bases 244 to 2490 code for a protein of 748 amino acids. Lineage: Eukaryota; Viridiplantae; Streptophyta; Magnoliopsida; Caryophyllales; Amaranthaceae. The record is from RefSeq and is a predicted model, not a curated record.
GAAUCACAAAUCUUGUGUAACAACAAACAUUCAAAUGCUACUUCGAGAAGGUCUCAAACUUGCCAAUUAUUUUUAUUAUCCAUGUCAUAAACAGCUCAGCAGGAAGACUAACUGACUAACCAAUAUUCUACUUGUAGUUGGCCGUUUAACAUCCCACUAAACCUCUCGAACUUUCGAUCAUUUUGUUCUGUUUCAUGUCAUAAUUUGAUUACCUGCAAAGUUGGAGAGAAGAUUUCAAGGAAAAUGACGAUCACUAGCAUUCCUUCAUCCCCCGUAAUCCAAGAUGGUUGUCUGUUGGUCAACGGUAAAGCUGUUUUCACCCGAGUGCCGAAAAAUGUUGUCAUUUUUCCGGCGCCGUUUGGGUCUGCUUUGGUUGGGGCUACUUCUCCUACGUCUAGUUCCCGUCAUGUCUUCUCCCUUGGCGUACUUGAGAAAUACACAUUUCUAUCACUUUUUAGAUUUAAGAUAUGGUGGAUGAUACCAAGAGUUGGACAUUCUGGAAGUGAAGUACCAGUUGAAACACAAAUGUUGCUGUUGGAAGCUAAAGAAGAAUCUGACCUCUUAGAUAAGGAAACUGAGACGAAUACUGACAGUACUUUCUACAUUUUGGUGUUGCCUGUUUUGGAGGGAGCUUUUCGAGCGAGCUUGCAGGGGACUAAAACAAAUGAGCUCGAAUUUUGUGUUGAAAGUGGAGAUCCUGAUGUUCAGACUAACAAUGUGUCAGAAUCAGUGUUUAUAAAUUCGGGGGAUAACCCUUAUGAGCUAAUGAAGAAUUCAAUUAAGAUCCUGGCUGAACAUAAAGGGACAUUCAGUCACAUAGAAAAUAAGAAGAUGCCUGCUCAUUUAGACUGGUUUGGAUGGUGCACCUGGGAUGCUUUCUAUCAAGACGUCAAUCCAGAAGGAAUCAGAGCGGGUCUUGAAAGUUUUUCAGUAGGAGGUUGUGUUCCAAAGUUCUUGAUUAUUGAUGAUGGAUGGCAAGACACUUAUGAUGAAUUCCGAAAAGAAGGUGAAGAGCGUAUUGAAGGGACCCAAUUUGCUAUACGAUUAAGGGACAUUAAGGAAAAUGAGAAAUUCCAAAGGCUUAGUUCAGAUGACUACACCUCCCUUCCCGAGUUUAUCAAAUUCAUCAAAGAGACAUAUGGAUUGAAAUAUGUUUAUAUGUGGCAUGCUCUUGUUGGAUACUGGGGAGGGCUCCUGCCAUCAUCUGAAUCGCUGAAGAAAUACAAUCCUAAGAUUGUAUAUCCUGUUCAAUCACCGGGUAAUGUAGGAAAUCUUCGAGAUGUUGCAAUGGACAGCAUUGAGAAAUAUGGACUAGGAGUUAUUGAUCCAGAGAAAAUUAGUGAUUUCUACAACGAUUAUCAUAAUUAUCUUGCCAGCAUUGAUGUGGAUGGUGUCAAAGUGGAUAUUCAGAAUGUGGUUGAAACAGUUGGUUCUGGUUAUGGUGGCCGGGUUCAUUUUACUGGUCUUCACCAAAAGGCACUCGAAGAAUCUGUUGCAAGGAACUUUAAGAACAAUAACCUCAUUUCUUGCAUGAGUCACAAUUCAGACUCUAUAUUCAGCUCAAAGAAGAGUGCAGUUGCUAGAGCAUCAGAGGAUUUUAUGCCUCGGGAGCCUACACUUCAGACACUGCAUAUUGCCUCUGUGUCUUUUAACAGUCUCCUUCUAGGAGAAAUAGUGGUUCCUGAUUGGGACAUGUUCCAUAGCAAACAUGACACUGCUGAAUUUCAUGCUGCCUCCCGAGCAGUGGGUGGCUGUGCAGUAUAUGUCAGUGAUAAGCCUGGAAUUCAUGAUUUUAAAAUUCUUAAGAAGCUUGUGUUAUCUGAUGGUUCAAUCCUAAGAGCCAGGUAUGCUGGUCGGCCUACUCGAGACUGCUUAUUCAAAGAUCCUGUUAUGGAUGGAAAAAGUUUAAUGAAGAUCUGGAACCUGAACAAAUUAUCUGGCAUUAUCGGAGUUUUUAACUGCCAAGGAGCAGGGAGUUGGCCAUUGAAAGAUAAUACUCUUGAUACUCCAAUACCAGAAGUUAUUUCAGGCCAAAUCAGUCCCAAUGAUGUCGAAUUCCUUGGAGAGGUUGCUGGUGAUAAUUGGCAAGGAGAUUGUGCAGUUUACGCUUUCAAUUCUGGAACCAUCACCAAAAUUACAAAUAAUGGAAAAGUGGAAAUGUCAUUAGGCGUUCUUACAUGUGAAUUAUAUACAAUCUGUCCUAUUAAGGUAUUUGAUGAAGCUGUUCAUUUUGCUCCUGUCGGAUUGCUUGACAUGUACAACUCUGGUGGAGCUGUGGAUGCUUUGAGUUCGGCUACAGGGCCAGAUGGAUGUAUUGUGAAGAUCAAAGUGCGGGGUUGUGGCCGCUUUGGAGCUUAUUCAAGCACAAAACCAAAGCAUUGUACUGUUGACAAGAAGACGGAAGAUUUUACAUACAGUCCAGAAGAUGGAUUACUGACCAUGACACUGGAAGGGGGAUGCCAACUUAAAGACAUCGAAUUUGUUUAUUAACAUGAGAUGUUUUUAUCCAGGAACUGAUUUGUUCUAGGAUUCUUUGGUUGAUUACUUGAUAUUCUCUAAUCUCUAUAUUGGUUAAAGGGGAAACUGUUCCUAUGCUGUGGAAUUUGUUUGUUUAAAUAACAUAUGAUUAACAUUAUAUGCUGACGAUUUAUAAUGACUGAAUGGCUGAUUAUGAUUUCAUCAGUCUCAAAUAUUGCAUUUUUGCUACCUACAA